Molecule: messenger RNA, 1494 nt
Organism: Raphanus sativus (radish)
Lineage: Eukaryota; Viridiplantae; Streptophyta; Magnoliopsida; Brassicales; Brassicaceae
Product: probable pre-mRNA-splicing factor ATP-dependent RNA helicase DEAH2
Exons: 1
Coding region: 90-1424 (444 amino acids)
Cellular component (GO): intracellular anatomical structure
Molecular function (GO): ATP binding; RNA binding
Source: RefSeq, a predicted model, not a curated record
GCAAACAACUAAAAAAGCAUACAAGUACGAGAAGCUGGUGCGGGUUUUUUGUUUGAUUUGUAAUUUGUUUGUUGAAGAGAGUCGUGGAUAUGAUGAUGAAGAAGAAGUCAGCUGCUAGGUAUUACGAAGAACGGAGGAAUCUACCAGUAUGGGUGCAAAAAGAAGAGUUUCUCCGAACUUUCAUGGAGAAUCAGAUGGUGAUGGUGACCGGUGAGACCGGUAGUGGUAAAACAACGCAGAUCCCACAGUUUGUUUUAGAAACAGUGAUGGAUGAAAAUUACCCUAGCUCUGAUGAUCAGUGGUUGGUUGGGUGCACGCAGCCUCAUCGAGUUGCAGCCAUAUCUGCCGCACGUCGUGUCGCCGAAGAGAUGGAUGUAAAGAUAGGGGAAGAAGUCGGUUACACAGUCCGUUUUGAGGAUUGCAGUAGCUCCCGAACAGUGCUCAAAUAUCUGACUAAUGAUGUGCUUCUGAGGGAAGCCAGGGCGGAUCCGCUCUUAGCUAGAUACAAAGUGAUUAUCCUGGACGAAGUGCAUGAUAGAAGUUUAGCCACGGAUUUACUUGUUGGUAUUCUUAAACGCACCUUGACUAGCCGACCUGAUUUUAAACUUGUUGUGAUGAGUGCAACCCUAGAGGAGUAUUUUAGUGGUGCGCCUCUCAUCAAGGAGUACUUUAGUGGUGCGCCUCUCAUCAAAGUCCCUUCUAGCCUCCAUCCAGUGGAGAUCUGGUACACUCGAGAACCCGUGAUGGACUAUCUCGAGUCUGCUAUAAGCAAAGUUAUCCAGAUUCACAUGUGUGAACCAACAGGUGACAUUCUUGUUUUCUUGACCGGGGAAGAAGAGAUUGAACAAGCUUGCAGUAGAAUUAUCCGUAGUCUUGGAGAUCAAGUCACAGUUGUGCCCUUGUAUUCCUCUCUUCCAUCAGCCGUGCAACACAAGAUCUUCGAUCCUACACCAAAGUCAUUGAGAAAGAUCAUCGUCUCCACCAACGUUGCUGAGACUUCUUUGUCCAUGGACGGGAUUGUUUAUGUGGUUGAUUCUGGUUUCUCCAAGCAAAAAGACUACGACUUUCACACUGCUGUCGAGUUCUGGUUGGUGUCCCCAAUAUCCCAAGCAAGUGCUUACCAGAGAGCAGGACGUGCCGGUAGAACACGGCCUGGAAAAUGUUUCAGGCUCUACACUGAGCAGACUUUCAAUGACUUCCCGGUUCGGGAGACUCCUGAGAUAGUUAGAUCAAACCCUGUUAACACAGUUUUGACUUUGAAACAGCUGGGUGUGAACGACUUGAAAUCGUUUGAAUAUAUAGAUCCUCCUUCCCCUAAAAUGCUCUUACGGGCCUUGGAGGAUUUGUUUCAUCUGGGAGCUGUAGAUGACCAAGGUAACUUGACAAAUAUAGGCCUGAUGAUGAGUCUAGAAGAGCCACUUUGAAUUUAUAUUAUAAAGUUCUUUUCAUUUUUUUUUGUUGCACAGAGACUAAAAUAUAUGAAAAUUAUUACAA